UGUUCUGUUCAAACAUAGAAGCACAUAAAUCAGCAUAGUAGGAUCAAAGUUAUAUAAGUUUUCGCAGGAGGAAAGGACAUUAAAAUCAACAAACUUAUUCGACCUACGUUCUAAAAUGGACAUGAAAAUGAAUUUUUUAAAUGAAGCAUUCUACUGACAUGCACACUUUUGUCUUUGGAUAUAGCAUGGCGCAACAGCUGAAGAUGUAUGACAUCAGUAGUGAGUGAUUAGAAAGUGUUCAAAUACUCUGACAAUGAUUGCAAUGCAAGAGACUCUGGGCAGGGGGGAAUGGAAGCAGUCAUGCAAAUAUUUUACCUUAGCAUUGAAGUGUUUGCACUCUGAAGUGUUUCGUAUUUCUACCCCAUUCAUCUAUGUUGAACUACACUAGAACCUGGCACAAAGGACAAAGCAAAGCUCUGGGGAUUUUUUCUCUCUAGGGAUGCAUACAUUUUCUGAUCUGGAAAGACAAAAAGUAUCUCCUAAACACUAUUUCCUGAAUCCUGAUUAUUUCAGAUAAAACCAGAUUCUGUAUAAUUUGCAUUUUGGUUUUUGUUUUUGUAGUUUCACAGCAGUAAAACUGAAGACUUAGAUGUCUUUAUGAAUAUGGGGAAUUCUGCCAAGAUAAUUUCUCAUUAGACCAUGGGCAGACAGUUGAUAAUAAGCUCCGUUCAUUGUUGUCCUGUGGCUUGUUUACACUGAGUAUGCUAGAGUAAAAGGCUGGAGAGACUCUUCUGUGCUGUAGCUGACACCCAGCCUGUCUUGGCCUACCACUUACCUAUUACUGGUGCACCCAGACGUGACUGGAUCUCAGCUGAGAAUUGAUCCUACCAGCAUGUCCUCUGUCUGAAAAAGAGCCCUAACUGCAGAACUCUCUUCCACUCUGUGGUCAGGGGACAGACUGGAUGAGAGGCAGCUUUGGAUCUGCUUCCAACCUUGGCUCUCACCAGUGAUUCACUUCCCCUUCCAACACUAGAAGAGAGCCUAACAGGGUAGGCUUGUCCACCUCUGACCCCAGGGUUUUGAGGCUUAGCCUGGAAUGCCCUCUGGCUCAGGGCUUAACAUUUGGGAUGGAAGCACAUCUUGGACUGGCCACUCACCUCAUCCAAGAGAAUUCAGGGAGACCAGUACAGGAAAGCUCUUACUGUAUAGUCCUGAGGGGCAGAGAUGGGAGUGGAUAUGCCCAAGCACAUUGUCCAGGGAAACGGAGACUGGAGAGGAGUGUUGAGCAGGCUGGAGUCAAUCCAUAGUCCACAGGCCACCAGAGAUCCAACCAGCCUGUCUAUGUGAAGCCUUAGAUGGAGGGGAAUAACCCUGAAAGAAGUAGAAGCUGGCUUGUGUGGAGAAAAUGGAAGACCGUUGGGAAAGCCCUGAGUUGAGCAGUCAAUAAAUGAUUACCCACCUUCACCUGCCACUGGGAAGCUGGAGGAAGGAGUGCUUUAAACUGAUGCUACUGAGGCAUGCAUAAUAUCUGAACUUUACUGCUUCUGGUGCAAUGAGUAUUUACCUUCUACAGACAGUAUAAACUUGUGGAUUGCCAAGGGUGAUUGGUACAAAACGCACCAAACCUUGCCCAGAAGCGUGUACCCUUAACAGACUCUGUACUGAGAUGCAGACUUUCCAUCCACCUUGCUGGUGCCUAGGGGAGUUUCCCCUCCAGCGUUUCACUGGAUUCCUCUUUACUGCCACCUCCUAUCGUGCCAGUGAUCUUUCUGUUCCGCCAUGUCAGCUGACAGCCACCGGCUCCACACUCAUUCCCACCAGGAGACACUAAAUUCUGCUUGUUAUGGUCCCUUGAAUGUCAGCAGUCACCCCCUGUCGAAGAGCUCCUCAAGUCUGGUAUGUACCAGGCAAUCAAGUUCAGAGGAGAGUCAAAGCAACAAACAGGAGCUCAAGAAGAGCCACAGUAGCACUGUCUGCCAAACUCUGGGGUACGAGAGUGAUGCCAGGAGCGUGCUGAGUCCUGGAUGGUCCUUCACGCAGUCUGGGGUGAUGGGACUUGGAUCAGUAGUCCGAACCGUGAACGAUCAGUCAGCUGAUGACACUGCACUAAACAGAGCUAAGACUGCAAACCAUUUUCUUAUUGCUGACCAGUCCCUCGCAUCCUGGGAAGCGGGGGAGACUAAGAUGUGCAUGAAGAGCAGCACUGUUGAGAAUGUUUCUUCUGCCUCCAUAGUACGCCAGCAAAGCGUGUGUAAAAUGGAAGAACCAGGAGCUGCCGUUCAGAGAAGCCACUCAGACCUAACUUGCAGCUGCAAACAGGAGAGCUGUGUUGCUCACGUAGAAACUAGUGCCACUCACUCCAGCCUAAGCUCUUCUAGCAGCAGGCAUGGUCCAUCAGUGGCUAGGAUGUCUUUCCAAACGCAGAGAUGUGAAUCGGAAACAAAUGAAAAUACUCUUCAUUAUCAAAACUUUGUAACUCAUCUGCCAACUCUAGCUAGAGACCAAAAAAUACCCACAAAUAGCUAUGACAGCGGUGGUAUUCCGCGUAAUACUACUGUUUACACAGAUCCUGGAACAUUUCACACUGCUGUUCUAGGACCCCGCAUGCCUGGAAACGGUUUCUCAAACAGGACAAUGUUCUGUCAAGCCACUGGGAUUAUGCAAGGUGGUCUGACUUACAGUAAUAUUCCAAACUGUGCAUACUCACCCAUGGUGAUGACAGUUCAUAACAAUUCUGCAGUGCCCUGCAAUACAAGGCAGGACUCUUGUAUGAAAGUAGAUGCCACUGUCCCUGCCUAUUGCCAUUCUUUGCCCAUACCAUCUAUACAGCUUGUUCCACGGUUGGUAUGCUCGGUUAGCGAGUCAGGAAAGGAGCAGGCAGUACCUGGUUAUUGUCAUUCCUUUUCUACUUCAGACAUUCUCACGUAUCCCAAGCUAGUGUCAUCAGUAAGCGAAUCGGGCCUGGAUGCCAAGAGAGUCCUGAAGUGCUGUAGUGUUCCUGGAGAACAACUGCAACACGCUCAACACUGUGCCCAGCAGGGCAGAGCUCCUCCAGAAACAGAGGCCAUCUGUGUUGCCUUCAAUAGCCAGCAAGGGGCAGACAUGAUAAUGAAAACGAAGGACAUGUGGACUAUGACCUCUAUGAAUGAUUUGACCAGAGGACUGAAACCAUCUCUGGAGCGUAGAGACGCCGAGGUACAGACUCUUCCAACCAUGGAAUACAAACCUGUGGCCACAAGUCCAGCGGCCGCAGCAGAAAGCCAGCUGCACGUGUUCCCAGAGGUGAACCUGGAACCAGAUUCAGAGGCCCCCAAAUCUCCAGUGCGUGAAGUGAGAUGGGAUGAUGAAGGAAUGACAUGGGAGGUGUACGGGGCAUCUGUGGAUCCAGAAGUUCUUGGUUUAGCCAUUCAGAAACAUCUUGAGAUUCAAAUAGAACAAUUCCAGACAGAGCCUGCCCAGCUGGCUGGGAAAAGUAAUGAGGAUACUUUUGAUAAGGAGCCAUCUUCCGCUAAAGUGGGAAAGAAGAGACCAUUCCGAACCAUGAUGCAUUCUCUAAGAUAUCCGAGCUGUUGCGCCCGGUCCAGUACUGCAGUGGAGUGAGCACAGCUCCAUGACAGCUGUGCUUCCUUUGAAUUGUUAACAAACGCUGAUCCCUAGGUGUUAACGUAGUGCAUGUGCACAAUCCACUCACUUCAGUGUGAGCUGGAACAGUGUGAGUGACCAUCAAAUGCACAGCGCAGCAAGGAAAAAUCCAUGCAUGGGCCAUGUAACAGAGGACUUAGAGUUGUACCCACAUAAUGCUGUCCGAAUGCUCUUGACUGUAUUUAAUGUAGCACUGUUUUAUUCUUGUAUGUUAGUUUUAAAUAAUGGUAUAAGAAAUAAGAUUACUUUUCUAAAUGAUGCAUCUUUUUAAAAUCAUGUUGAAUUUCUCUGUGUUUUAAUAAUUUAAGAUUAGGUAGCAAGGUUAGAAAAUAAUGCUUUAGUCAAAGUUCUUAUCAUUAAAUCCUACUCCCUUAAGUUGUUUUGGGAGCUCUUUUGCUGUUAAUUUAUAAUAAUGCUGACUAUAAACACACUUUAGCAAUAGAUAACAGGGCAAACUAGUGUAAUGCUAUAUUACAAAUAAUUGUAACUUUUGGUAUUUAAUUCUGCACAGUACUUUCAGUAUUGUUAGCUUGAACUCAUCCUUUUGCAAACUGAUGUAUGGUUGGAGGAUGCUACUGCAACUCUCAGAUUAGUUUGUAGUUAUGAUGAUACAUUCUAAAUAUCCAGAACUGAUAUUUACCUAGUGAUUGACACAAAUGUACAGUACUACCAAAGAUGACUCAUGUAAUGUGAAUUUCUUAUUGAAUUCUUGUUUCUUAAAUACAUGAAACAAAAGCUGAUCAGAUUAGUCUGUCACACCCCAUAAAUUAUAAGCAGUUUUGUUUUGCAUAUAUUAAAAAUAAUUUCCAGUGA
This is a messenger RNA of Dromaius novaehollandiae (emu), 4395 nucleotides long. RefSeq names its product G protein regulated inducer of neurite outgrowth 2 (gene GPRIN2). Gene Ontology annotation, biological process: neuron projection development. The coding region runs from base 1720 to 3540 and encodes 606 amino acids. Gene Ontology annotation, cellular component: plasma membrane. The transcript has 7 exons. NCBI's taxonomy places the organism in Eukaryota, Metazoa, Chordata, Aves, Casuariiformes, Dromaiidae. The record is from RefSeq and is a predicted model, not a curated record.